AUGCGUCCGGGCUUGCUCAAACGGGCACAUAGCCAUAACAAUCGCCAGUCAUUCAGUCAUUUGCUACACACGAGAGGCAACUCGCCUCAUCCCCAUCCUGACACUGUCUCCGGUUACAAACAGAUCGAGGAAGAGACUCUCCCCAAGUACAAUGCAGACCAUUUUUAUCCAGUUCGGCUCGGUGAUGUUUUGAAUGACCGCUAUAAAAUCCUCGUCAAGCUGGGCUUUGGCAUGACAGCAACGGUCUGGCUGGCCAAAGAUCUACACGCUGAUCCGCAUUCGGGGAAUCGAAAAUAUGUGACGAUAAAAAUCAACGUCAACACUCUGAGCGAUGAGUUUCUGAAGGGCCGACGCGAAAUCGCCCAGAAGCUGUGUUCAGCAAACCCCACGCACCCCGGUUACAACCAUAUUCGAUUCAUGCUCGAUACCUUCCGCGUCAAGGGCAAACAUGGCGAACAUCUCUGUAUCGUCUACGACGUCCUCCGGGAACCCAUCGACAUCUGCAUGGAAAAAUUUCCCGGGCGGCGAUUCAGCUCUGACAAACUCCGCAAGUUGAUACCUGCUCUACUCCACGGCCUCGACUACCUCCAUACCGAGUGUCGCGUGGUGCACACUGAUCUGAAAGCUGACAACAUCAUGAUGGGGCUCGGUGACCCCACGAUCCUCGACCGUUUUGUUCAGCAUGAGAUGGAACAUCCAUCGCCGCGCAAAUUGCCCGACUCGCAUGGUCGAAUCAUAUACACGUCUCGCAGCGAUUUUGGCGAAGCUCCGACGGAUGCGGUCAUAGCAUCGGCCAAAAUCACCGACAUUGGUCUUGCCACUUGGGGUGAUGUGAAGAACACAAAGCCCAUACAAUCCAACGCAUUCAUGGCUCCUGAAGUCAUCUUGCAAUGUGGAUGGUCGUAUCCGGCCGACAUCUGGAAUCUGGGUGUGAUGUUGUGGGAUCUAAUCGAGUCCUUCGGUCUGUUCGAUGCCAUUGAGACGGGGCCCGGCCAUUACCACCCUGAUCAACAUUUGGGUCUUAUGAUCGCCCUUCUGGGGCCCCCACCGAAAGAACUCCUCAAACGUGGAGCCAAAACGUCCAAUUACUUCGACUCUCAAGGCGAAUUCAAGCACCCUGACUACGUGACAGAUGAUAUCACAUUUGAAUCGUCGAUUUCACGAAUGAAAGGGGAAGAAAAGGAGUUAUUUAUUGAUUUCGCUAAGAAGAUGAUCAUGUGGCUACCCGAAGAACGGUGGACGGCGAAGCAACUACUUGAACACCCUUUCUUGACCAAAGAAAGGGAAUGUGCCGUGCCGAAUCCAAGUUUGAGUCGUGCGUCGACCGCUUCGUUCAACUCCAUAAUCCCGUCAGGCAUGGCAACGCCGGGUCCGUCAGUGACAUCGGCAGCAACCUCCGCGCGCACAUCGAAGAAUCUGGAGAAAGUUCCUUCGCACACCUCGAUGGCGCAUCUAACCGAGGCCGCUCUCGUGGAAGAACCCUCAAAGUCCUCCACAACCAAUGAUACGUCGACAACCUCAAAUCCCUCCACCACCAAUGAUACGUCGACCGCCUCAAAUCCUUUCACCAAUGAUACGUCGACCGCCUCAAAUCCCUCCGCCAAAAAUGAUAUUUCGACAAUGACACUACCACACCAUCUUAAAAAGGAAGACCGAACUGUGAGCGGAAGUGGACGCCAUCCAAUACCGAACGCAAAUAAGUGUUCUCAGGAAUUGAUUGAUGCGAUUCUCAACAAGGGAAAAGAACAUCACCACACAGAGACAAAAUGA
Molecule: messenger RNA, 1770 nt
Organism: Rhinocladiella mackenziei CBS 650.93
Lineage: Eukaryota; Fungi; Ascomycota; Eurotiomycetes; Chaetothyriales; Herpotrichiellaceae
Exons: 2
Coding region: 1-1770 (589 amino acids)
Biological process (GO): spliceosomal complex assembly; regulation of mRNA processing; protein phosphorylation
Molecular function (GO): protein kinase activity; ATP binding
Source: RefSeq, a predicted model, not a curated record